AUGGUGCCCGUCAUCACGACGUCGUCCCAAACGCCCAACAUCACGGUGCUGGCGUCCUCGCGCGCCGUCGUGUCGGGCCGCCUCACCGAAGCAACCAUUGUCAUCUCGACCGUGACGGGCAAAAUCACCUCGAUCUUCCAUUCGGUGCUGCCCGCGUCCGACUUCCCGCCCGGCACGCCCUACGUCGACCACUCGCCCAAGAUCCUGCUGCCCGGGCUCGUCGACGCCCACGUCCAUCUCAACGAGCCCGGCCGCACCGAGUGGGAGGGCUUCUGGACCGGCACGCGCGCCGCGGCCUUUGGUGGCGUCACGACUGUCGUCGAUAUGCCGCUGAACGCUAUCCCGCCCACUACCACCGUCGAGAACCUUACGAUUAAGGUCGAUGCCGCCCAGGGCAAGUGCUGGGUUGACGUCGGCUUCUAUGGCGGCAUUGUUCCGGGCAAUGAUAAGGAGCUCAAGGGGCUUGUCCAGGCGGGUGUCCGCGGAUUCAAGGGCUUCUUAAUCGAGAGUGGCGUCGAAGAAUUCCCCGCCGUCGCAUCGUCCGACAUUGAAAAAGUGCUGGCCGAGCUGGCCGACGAGCCUACGACCGUCAUGUUCCACGCGGAGAUGAUCCCGCCCAUCACCGAGUCGGUGGGCGACGACGUGCAGAGCUCGGAGCCGCCGCUGCAGCCCUCUGGCGCGCUGACCAGCUACCAGACGUUUUUGGACUCGCGGCCGCCGUCGUUCGAGACGUACGCCAUCGCCGAGAUCCUGUCGCUCGCGCACCUGGCGCCCAAGCUGGCCCUGCACAUAGUGCAUCUGUCGGCUGUAGAGGCCGUGCCCCUGCUGCGCGAGGCCCGCGCCCGCGGCGUCAACGUCUCCGCCGAAACCUGCUUCCACUACCUCUCGCUCGCGGCCGAGGCCGUCGCCGAGGGCGACACGCGCCACAAGUGCUGCCCGCCGAUCCGCGCGCAGAGCAACCAGGACGGGCUGUGGGCAGAGCUGCAGCGGCCCGACGACUCGGUGCUCAAGACCGUCGUCAGCGACCACUCGCCGUGCACGCCCAACCUGAAGCUGUUGCCGGCCGCGCUGGCCGCCGGCGGCGCCGCCCCCGCUCACCACACCGACGGCGCCGACGGCGACUUCUUCUCCGCUUGGGGCGGCAUCAGCAGCGUCGGUCUGGGCCUCAGCAUCCUCUGGACUGAGGGCCAGAAGCGCGGCGUCACGCCCGAGGACGUUGCGCGCUGGUGCUGCCGCAACACGGCGCGCCAGGUUGGCCUCGAGGGUGUCAAGGGCGACCUGGCCGUCGGGUGUGAUGGCGAUGUCGCCGUCUUUGAUGACACGGCUGCCUUUGUCGUCCAGCACGACUCCAUGCUCUUCCGCAACAAGUGCUCCCCUUACGAGGGCCAGACGCUGACGGGCGUCGUCGAGGAGACGUGGCUGCGUGGCCGCCGCAUCCAUAGCCGUGCCGAUGGGUUCGGCAAGACGGGCCCGUCGGGCAACUUGCUGCUCGAGCCGCGGAAGCAUGCCCUUGUCGAGGACGAGGCUUGAUAAAAAGUUAAGUAGGUUUUUUUUUUUUUUUUUUUUUUUUUUUUU
Messenger RNA from Aplosporella prunicola CBS 121167, 1575 nucleotides. RefSeq lists its product as uncharacterized. Gene Ontology annotation, biological process: purine nucleobase catabolic process; allantoin catabolic process. The transcript is spliced from 2 exons. Gene Ontology annotation, molecular function: cobalt ion binding; allantoinase activity; zinc ion binding. The record is from RefSeq and is a predicted model, not a curated record. The coding region runs from base 1 to 1530 and encodes 509 amino acids. NCBI's taxonomy places the organism in Eukaryota, Fungi, Ascomycota, Dothideomycetes, Botryosphaeriales, Aplosporellaceae. Gene Ontology annotation, cellular component: cytoplasm.